This is a messenger RNA of Lagenorhynchus albirostris (white-beaked dolphin), 1025 nucleotides long. Its product is annotated as pre-mRNA-splicing regulator WTAP-like. Gene Ontology annotation, biological process: regulation of alternative mRNA splicing, via spliceosome. Bases 118 to 678 code for a protein of 186 amino acids. NCBI's taxonomy places the organism in Eukaryota, Metazoa, Chordata, Mammalia, Artiodactyla, Delphinidae. The record is from RefSeq and is a predicted model, not a curated record. The transcript is spliced from 2 exons. Gene Ontology annotation, cellular component: nucleus.
GGAGCGCGGGGGCCGGCGGCAGCGGGGUUGGGCGGCCUGGGCAGCGAGCGGGUAGCGCGGGGUCAGCCUAUGUGACUGGGCGGCGCCGGCGCGGCCUCCGUCAGGGGAGGAUUCAAGAUGACCAACGAGGAACCUCUUCCUAAAAAGGUUCGACUGAGUGAAACAGACUUCAAAGUGAUGGCACGAGAUGAAUUAAUUCUCAGGUGGAAACAAUAUGAAGCAUAUGUACAAGCUUUGGAGGGCAAGUACACAGAUCUUAACUCUAAUGAUGUAACUGGCUUAAGGGAAUUUGAAGAAAAACUAAAGCAACAACAGCAAGAGUCUGCACGCAGGGAAAACAUUCUUGUAAUGCGACUAGUAACCAAGGAGCAAGAGAUGCAGGAGUGUACUACUCAAAUCCAGUACCUCAAGCAAGUCCAGCAGCCUAGCGUUGCCCAACUGAGAUCAACAAUGGUAGACCCAGCGAUCAACUUGUUUUUCCUAAAAAUGAAAGGUGAACUGGAACAGACUAAAGACAAACUGGAACAAGCCCAAAAUGAACUGAGUGCCUGGAAGUUUACGCCUGAUAGCUUUUUUCUCUUCCCCCUCCCCUUGCUUCAGAGGCCUGAUGGCGUCGGACUAUUCCGAAGAAGUGGCCACCUCCGAAAAAUUCCCCUUCUAGAACAUGUAGACACUUGAGAAGUGUUUCUGUUUGAAGAAAAUAGAGGGAGAAACAGAAGUCUUAAGUCUGUGGCACACUGUGUCUUCAGACAGUUUGGAGGAAUGAAAACCUAGAGAUUUAAAAUCAUGGACUGAACAUGUAAAAUUCCAGUAAAUGUAAAGAUGGAAUAUGCAUCGCUCUUAACCUUGAGCAUAGUGACUUAGAGACACUGUAUAUCAGUUUUGCCAAUAAGACUGUGGACUUCGUGAUUGUUGUUGAACUUCUGGGUCAAACUCAAAUGAGGUGAAUUUUGCCUUUAAAGGGUUUAUUUGCUAAGAACCAACUUAAUAGUCAUGAGAGAAUCAAAUAAUAGAUGUCAGUACAA